Molecule: messenger RNA, 502 nt
Organism: Durusdinium trenchii
Lineage: Eukaryota; Dinophyceae; Suessiales; Symbiodiniaceae
Source: the annotation of a GenBank genome assembly
AGCCAAGCACCGCUCAAACCGUUCGCUCCCGACGGAGCCCCGUUCUUUGUGAGAAAACCAUGGCCAUGCGUUUGCGGGGCUUGGUGCUUUUGGCAGUUGCAGCUGCACUGGGGCUGCACAGCACUAGUUUUGUGGGCAGCGGGCUUCCAGGCCGCACCUCUUCCACUGCUCUCGCAGCAGCAAAGGCUCCUGCCAAGACUGCCAAGAAGGAGAAGGCACCUUGGGUUGGACCGAAGAAGGGCUCCUGGGUCAAGAUCCUCCGUCCUGAGUCCUACUGGUAUCAGACCAGGGGCCAGGUGGUGAACGUCAACCAGAAGCCUGAAGUGAAGUACCCAGUGACCGUGAAGUUCGACCGAGUCAACUUCUCCAACGUGAACACCAACGGCUUUGCUCUUUGGGAGGUGAUCGAGGCGGCAGAACCUGGUCCUGGUGAGGUCUAAGCGUGCAAUGGCGGACGUGGGACCAGGUGUAACGUGCAACGGUGUGGCCUUUUUUUGAAGAA